This is a messenger RNA of Linum tenue, 951 nucleotides long. The record is from the annotation of a GenBank genome assembly. Lineage: Eukaryota; Viridiplantae; Streptophyta; Magnoliopsida; Malpighiales; Linaceae.
AUGGCGGCGAGAAGAGAAGCCGAGCGGAUCAAGGGCCCAUGGAGCCCCGAGGAAGACGAGUCCCUGCAGCGGCUGGUCCAGAGCUACGGCCCGAGGAACUGGUCACUCAUCAGCAAAUCGAUCCCCGGAAGGUCGGGGAAAUCGUGCCGGCUGCGGUGGUGCAACCAGCUUUCCCCCGAAGUUGAGCACCGGCCGUUCAGCCCCGAGGAGGACGACACCAUCAUCAAGGCCCACGCGCGGUUCGGCAACAAGUGGGCCACAAUCGCCCGCCUCCUCAACGGCCGCACCGAUAACGCGAUCAAGAACCACUGGAACUCCACCCUCAAGAGGAAAUCGUGCUCGAUCUCGACCGACGAUUCCAUCUCCCCCGACGACGAGCAGCAGCCGCUCAAGAGAUCGGCCAGCCUCGGCGCCGGCGGGACCGCCAAUUUCUCGGGUCUGUACUUGAACCCGAGCAGCCCCUCCGGAUCCGAGCUCAGCGACUCCAAUGCUUCUACCUCCCCUGUCUACCGCCCUCUCGCAAGAACGGCGUCGUUGAUCCCUCCGUCUCUCUCACUGGAUGUGACCUCUUGGGAUCCGCCGACCUCGCUCUGCCUUUCUCUGCCCGGAUCGGACCCGACCGAAACCCCGAACCAAGUUCCCGGAUCCGGGUCGGGUCAUGGAACUGGUAGCCCAACACACGGUCCGCAAUCUCCCGUCGUCGCACUGCCGCCGCUCGCACCUGCUCCGCCGGUGCAGCAGCAGGAGGUGGGUCCGGUUGUUGAAGGGAACGGGGAGAUGGGUUAUGAGAAGCAGUUCUUCAAUCCGGAGUUUCUGGCGGUGAUGCAGGAGAUGGUGAGGAAGGAAGUGAGGAGUUACAUGUCUGGGGUUGAGCAGAAGGGGAUGUGUUUCCAGGCGGAUGCCAUAAGGAACGCUGUGGUUAAGCGAAUGGGGAUUAGCAGGAUCGAUUGA